GGGAAGUAGUGGGGAGGGAGGGGACAAGUAGAAAUUUUGUUGGACAUUAGUGAAUGGGCCGGAUAGGCAGUGAGCCUAAUGUAAUUCGACAAUGACUGACUUGUAGAUGACUCUAUGCCCUAACGAAAAAAGAAGAACAAAAUUAUUAAAUUAAAUUAAUAAUAACGAGUCAGAUAAGAAAAUUUAACCUUUGAUUUUUUGGAAAUGAUCAUCAUCGUUUCAUCGGCUCUUCCUUGAUUGAUUCACAUCCAUAAUCGCUUAUUGGCAACAAAGACACUUUUGCACCUCAAACACACCAUGGCGUCUCAAUCUUCUUCAAACGAAGGCGGCCCUAGUACCCUCAAUGUUUCAUCAGAUUCUUCAGAUUCAACUGUUCACCUAAAUGUCAAGACUCUUGAUUCCCGAAUCUACACCUUUCAAGUUCACAAAAAUAUGCCCGUUUCGCAGUUCAAAGAGAAAAUUGCAAAUGAAAUAGGUGUUCCAGUUAGUCAGCAACGACUAAUAUUUAGAGGAAAAGUCUUAAAGGAUGAACAUGUUCUUUCUGAGUAUCAUUUUGAGAAUGGGCAUACAUUGCAUUUAGUUGAAAGACAGCCAAAUCAGUCACAGACUCCUGGUACAGGCUCUGGUGAGACAACUAGCACAACCAGUAACCGAGGAAACGAUGUUGGAUCAGGAGCUCCUCGUAACCGUGUUGGGCAAAUUUCGCACAGUGUGGUUCUUGGGACUUUUAAUGUGGGGGAACAGGGUGAAGGCAUUUCUCAAGACCUUACUCGGGUUAUUGGGGCAGUUUUGAAUUCUUUUGCGAACGGGGGCCAGAACACAAUUAAUGUUCCUAAUUCCACACAAAAUUCUUCAGCUCCAGCAGGGAAUGAAACUGAAGGAAAUCAAGCUGAAAAUCAAAGCCUAGCCGGAAAUCAGGCACCAUCUGGACAGGCAUUUUCUGGUCAAGCAUUCCAAUCACGGCCUCAUGUUGUUCAGAUUCCUAUGGCUGCAGGAGCUAUACCUGUUCCUUCUUUCAAUGCACCAAUUCCUGAUUCACUGAGCACGCUGUCUGAGUUCAUAAAUCGCAUGGAACAUACACUUUCACAAAAUGGUUAUGGGCCAAAUGUAUCUUCAACUAACCUUGGAGAUCAACAAGCUGAAUUGCCUUCCAAUACACAAGGGUUGCCGACACUUGAAGCACUGACCACUGUAUUGCAUCGUGCAGAACAGUUGCUUAGUGGUCAAGCUGUUUCUGCGCUAUCUCAUAUUGCAGGGCGCAUGGAGCGAGAGGGAACUUCUGCUGAUCUAGGUAUAAGGGGUCAAAUACAGUCAGAGUCAGCACAGAUAGGAAUUGCUAUGCAGCAUUUGGGUGCACUUCUACUUGAACUAGGCCGAACUAUGUUAACACUGCGAAUGGGACGGUCUCCUGCAGAAUCUGUUGUUAAUGCUGGACCAGCAGUUUAUAUUUCUCCAUCAGGGCCGAAUCCUAUAAUGGCGCAGCCAUUUCCACUUCAGACAAGUUCCCUCUUUGGCGGUCCACUUUCUUCAACUCCUGCAACUUUAGGCACCGUUGGUGUUGGAAGUGCUCCUAGGAACGUAAACAUUCACAUACACGCUGCUGGUGCCUCUCUUGCACCAAUUGUUUCAGCAAUUGGCUCUAGACCAAAUAAUGGGGAAGGAACGAGGACUGAACACCGUAGUGAGCCUGGUUCUGGGGUUUCAGGUUCGACACGGGUUUUACCCGUUAGAAAUGUUAUGUCAGCAACUCUCCCAUCCAACCCUUCUGGCACCGGAGCUGCUGGUAGCACACCAACUGGAUUUAGUAUUUCUACUUCACAGCUACCACCUGAUUCAGCUCCAUUAUCAUCUGUUUUAGCGGAAAUCCAUUCUCGCCUUAGAAACUCUGUUGGCAAUAUGCAAGGAGAUAGCACAGUUCUGUCAGGCCAAAUGCAAUCAGCUAACAGGGACUUGUCUUCUGGAUCUGAACCAAGACCCGCACAUGUAAAUGAACAGAGAGAUACUGGGGAGACAAAUGGAUGUGGUGAUGCCGGUGCAUCCUCAGUUGGUCCCACUUCUGAAAGUGGAGUAGAGAAGCCCCAAACUGAGGCAAUCAAAACCUGUAGUAAUGACGAGAGAGAUGUUUUGAUCGACAAAUUUGUUUCAAGUUCUUCCAAUCAAGAUUUACAAAGUUGUUCUAGUGGAGAAACAACGGUAAAAUCAGAGAAAGUACAGGAGGCUCCAACUGUAAGUGAAAGACGAGAUGUAACUGAACCUGCCAAAACUGCUCCUCUUGGACUGGGUGUGAGUGGUUUGGAGCGUAAGAAACGAACCAGACUUCAACCUCCUGUUGGUAAAGCUGCUGAUGACGGAUCCUCCAGUUCUUCCAUCAAUCGAAGUCAGGAACCAAGGACAGAUAGUCAAAAUAUAUUGCAAACACUCGCGAGUCAAGGAUCUGCGGUUAAUUUGAUAAAUGCUGACAGGCCAUCAUCUCAGCGACCCAUACCCUCCGGUGGUAGUCAGAUUGAUGUGGCGGGUUUAAUGUCUCAGGUUCUACAUAGUCCUGCUCUGAAUGGUUUGUUGGAAGGGUUUUCACAGCAAACAGGUGUCGACUCACCUGAUGGCUUAAGGAACAUGUUGCAGCAGUUCACUCAAAGCCCACAGAUGAUGAACACAGUCAAUCAGAUUGCCCAGCAUGUUGGCAGUCAGGAUAUGGGGAACAUGUUAACUGGAACGGGAAGAGGGCAGGGUGGUGGCGUUGAUUUUUCAAGGAUGUUUCAACAGAUGAUGCCCAUUGUAUCACAAGCCCUUGGAGGGGGAAAUCCUCCAUCAUUAUUCUCUGCUGCAGAACCAGAAACCCGUGCACCCUACAGGAAUGAAAAUUCCGAUAAUCAAAGUUUACAGCUCGACCUUCAACCAGUGGUAGAGAGGAUUGAUCGCCCAAGUCCACCUAGAGAUGUCUUCCGUGCUGUAGCUGAAAAUGCUGUACAGCUGUCUGGUAGCGGAAGUGCUUCUGAUGAUCUUCUGGAUGAGUUAUGUUGCAAUGAAAGUCUUGCCAGUGAAUAUAUGGAGAUGUUGCGAUAUGAUGUAAAUCAGCUGCUUGAAGGACGUUCGAAGAGAGACAAGUCCUAAUUCAGAGUUUAUGUGCAUAUGAAUUGUUGCUUCAUUGCUUCUAUUUCGUUUCAAAUCUUAACCCUCCAGAAAAGUGCUAGAAAUGAGUUUUGGUCUGUUGUGCCCUAAAUGAUUAUUGGUCUGGAUCAUGACCUCCAGAUCAUAGGUGAACAUUUGUUAUACACAUGCCUGACAGGACCAGUUGUUUCUGAUGUUGGAGUGAGGCGUUUAUUGGCCUCCACUGUCAUACUUUGAUGUAAUUUUGACUAGCGGACAGUGGGUGCUUUAAUCAAAUAUUCUUGUACAUCUUGUGCUUUCAUGGUUUUUCGUUAUGAAUAACUAAAUCUUAUUGCACUGUGAA
Trifolium pratense (red clover) is the source of this 3451-nucleotide messenger RNA. Its product is annotated as ubiquitin-like domain-containing protein CIP73. Gene Ontology annotation, cellular component: BAT3 complex. The transcript is spliced from 18 exons. NCBI's taxonomy places the organism in Eukaryota, Viridiplantae, Streptophyta, Magnoliopsida, Fabales, Fabaceae. The coding region runs from base 298 to 3111 and encodes 937 amino acids. Gene Ontology annotation, molecular function: polyubiquitin modification-dependent protein binding; misfolded protein binding. The record is from RefSeq and is a predicted model, not a curated record.